Messenger RNA from Amorphotheca resinae ATCC 22711, 1665 nucleotides. RefSeq lists its product as hypothetical. The transcript has a single exon. NCBI's taxonomy places the organism in Eukaryota, Fungi, Ascomycota, Leotiomycetes, Helotiales, Amorphothecaceae. Bases 1 to 1665 code for a protein of 554 amino acids. The record is from RefSeq and is a predicted model, not a curated record.
AUGUUCGUCUCGCGCAUCUUCGCCGUCGUUCUCUUCGUCGCCAUCUCCUGGUUUGCCCUCGCUUCCCUCCGUCGUCACCUCGACCCCAACACCCACCCCAGCGAGGAGGAUCGCGAGAAUCUCGCCUGGAUUGCCUCAUCUCCCUACCUGCUAGACCGUCUGGCCUGCCGCACGUUCGGCCUCUGCGGUCUUGCCCAUUACCGUCCCGAUCCCGCCUGGCAGCAGCGGAGACGGCGGCACCACCGGCACCAGGAGCUCCUCGCUGACAUCGAGGCCGACACGAAGCAUGCUGGCUGGGAAGAGGCGCCGGUGGGUGAGAAACUGAGGCCGGAGCAUUUCGACGGCGACAAGAGGGUGCUGAAGGAUGUCCCGCAGUACGUCCUCGACCACGCCCCGCUGAUCCAUCUCUACUCCGGCGAGCAGUUCUGGCCGUCGGAUUUUGCCGAGCACCUCACCCAUACCACGCCGUACCUGAACCAUACCGCCAUCAACACGUCCGCCUACGACCUGUACAAUCUCGACCAGCUCAACGAUGCGGCGCCGAGGGGGCGAAAUAUCUUCUUGAGGAGCGUCGAUGAUAUCGAGGACCGCCCUGACUGGCUCGGGAGCGCUUAUAACAAGCCCAUCCCCUACGAAGACGAAGACGAGGAGGAGUCCGAGGAGGUUGAGACGCAUACCGAUUUCGUCGACACCACCGAUGAUGCAGACAAGGAGGUGUGGUUCGACCCAUUCGGACCCAAGAGCGCCUCCCCUCUCCCCCCGACCUUCCGUGCGCAGCCACAACCGAAGCAUCAUCGCUCUCUCAUCAAGCGCUCCAACGGCAACCCUGCCAACAAACCCGAUCAAUCUGGGCGAUCUCCCGCUCCCGCCGUCCUCAUCCUUGUUGAUAAAGGAAAUGGCAUCCUGGACGCCUUCUGGUUCUACUUCUACUCCUACAACCUCGGGACGACGGUGUUAAACAUCCGUUUCGGCAAUCACGUCGGCGACUGGGAACACUCCCUAAUCCGCUUCCACCACGGAGUCCCCAAGGCCGUCUUUUUCUCGGCCCAUUCGGGCGGCACCGCCUAUUCUUACAAGGCCGUGGAGAAAGGUAAAGGGAAGGGGAGGGAGGGCCGACCCGUGCUGUAUUCCGCCCUGGGUAGCCACGCGAUGUAUGCCAUGCCCGGCCUCCAGCCAUACGUCCUCCCCUUUGGGCUCCUCGCCGACGUUACCGACAAAGGGCCGCUCUGGGACCCGGCCCUGAACUUCCUCGCCUACCAUUUCAACACCACCAUCACCCACAACGCCGAUGCGAAAUCCAUGCCCCCGGAGCCCCCGUCUCCCGAAUCCCCCCACACCUCCAAGGUGCACAGGAGGACCGACAUGCUCCAGCCGGCUAGCUGCAACCCCGACGCGCCGAUGGGCUGGUUCUGGUUCAAAGGGCACUGGGGCGACAAGUUCUACCAGCUGGCGGAUGAGCGCCAGUGGCGCUUCGCCGGGCAGUACCACUACGUUAAUGGGCCGCUCGGUCCGCGCUUCAAGAACCUCGGCCGGUCACGUGUCUGCCAGUCGGGCUCGAAAUGCCGCAUGCUGGAUUCAAUCGAGGAGGGCAAGAAAUCGAGCUGGGUGGGCCGGCGGUCUCUCCCCGACGAGCCGGAGGACCUUGACGUAGAGGUGGAUUCAUAG